AUGCUGACAUGCAGAACUGGUCUUCCGUGUUCGACAGCCAACCCCACAGGCCCUUUCCCAUUGGGCCCUUUCCCGAGACACAUCUGGAUCCAUCACAACACUCCUCUCGACAGCUUGGAUAAAGCCUGCCAUGAGAUCUGGAAACGGGUCCAAGGCCUCCCUGAGGAACUCCAACCCCUUCUUCAACUUAGCUGUGAUGCCAUUCCACCUUCAGACACCCUCCUGGAAGACUACGGUAGUACCAGCGGCGGCUCUCAAAAGAAAUCUUUGGAAACCAGCAUUGGCAAAGAUGAAAUUUCCCUGCUAGUAGAACAAGAGUAUUUGAGCCUCACCCAGGAGAAUGCAACCGAACUAGAGAUACAGAGGUCGGAAGAUGAAAAGGCAAGCCCUGCUCCUUCAGUACAAGCUCUAUCUAAUAGUAAUCUUAUCACACUUUCGGAUGGAGAGCAGACAUUAGAGGAGAGGGAAGCAGUGCAAAAUGUCUACAGAGCACUCACUGGAAACAAAAGGGAGAUGAAACUGAGGUCCAUCUGUGAUGUCCAGCUGUCCACAAAGUCCACUGUCACAGGCAUCCUGCUACCUGCAAAAUAUAUCUACAAGAGUGCCAAAAAUGCAGAUGUCAGUAACAGUAACAUGAUGGGUUCCAACACUCAGAUCGCCAAGCUUCUGGCGCAGUUCCCACUGAAACCUGUGGAGGCAGCCAAAGCUCUGGACAACAAGAUGGUGUCUGAAGAAACCAAAGACCUCCUGCAAAACAACAUGAUUGGGUCUGCCACCCACAAAGAUAAUUUCACAAGGCCAUCCCCGAUAAUGAUGGUGGCCGACAGUCAAGGAAUUGGGCAGAAGAAACAGCUCCCAGUGUUUGCCAAGAUCUGCUCAAAAACCGAACCUGAUUUGAUUGCUGAAGGGCUCUGUCAAAAUAAUGCAACUUCAGCAGCCAUGGAUAAGAACAACCUAAAGUACAGCGGGAAUGUUUUCACCCCACGAUUUCCAACCAACUCGACAACUACUACAUUGAAACAGCCAAUGUGGCUUAGCCUGAAUUACCCUCCGCCUCCCAUUUUCCCCAACCACUCAAGCUUCCCGCAGUACCAGAGUUUGUAUCAACAAAGAGCACGGAUUCCAUACCAGCAGACGUUACACCCUCAGCUGGGGUGCUACUCAAGACAGGUUGCUCCUUACAAUCCCCAGCAAAUCUUCCGCUCACCUUAUACACCUGUGCUCAGCUACAUCCCACUGGUUCAACCUGGUUAUUCUUACCAGCAGAGGAACCCAGCCAAAUUGUCUAGCAGUGUCCGUGAUCUGCCAGCCAUGGCAGGUGAUGGGCCACAAUAUUCAUUUUCUCCUUCCUAUGGGUUUACGACUACUGCUGCUGGACCUGUAAGAACCAACCCUUAUUUCUCUUCCAAUGGAGGCAGCAACAGUUUUUAACUCUUUUUUGGUUACUUAUUUGAAGAUGAAUAUCUUUGGAGGACUGUGGGAAAUGUGUGGAGUUUUUGUAAGGACUUGCAUUUGAAAAAAAUUUGCCCUGAAGGUAAAGAUUCAUUCUCCAAAUGAGUCCAUGUAAUUUCAGAGCAAAGAGGACCAAUUAGCUGGCAAUUCUUUUAACAGAGCAGAAUUUACCUGAAAUGUAUGAAAUGCUCAGCCUGUUAUUAAAAAGUUAUCAUUUUUAACAU
This is a messenger RNA of Sphaerodactylus townsendi, 1676 nucleotides long. RefSeq names its product linkage group 06 C1orf94 homolog (gene LG06H1orf94). The record is from RefSeq and is a predicted model, not a curated record. The coding region runs from base 1 to 1431 and encodes 476 amino acids. Lineage: Eukaryota; Metazoa; Chordata; Lepidosauria; Squamata; Sphaerodactylidae. The transcript is spliced from 6 exons.